Molecule: messenger RNA, 1951 nt
Organism: Polyodon spathula (Mississippi paddlefish)
Lineage: Eukaryota; Metazoa; Chordata; Actinopteri; Acipenseriformes; Polyodontidae
Product: RBPJ-interacting and tubulin-associated protein 1-like
Exons: 3
Coding region: 202-930 (242 amino acids)
Biological process (GO): nuclear export; Notch signaling pathway; negative regulation of Notch signaling pathway
Cellular component (GO): nucleus; cytoplasm
Molecular function (GO): tubulin binding
Source: RefSeq, a predicted model, not a curated record
GUUUUUGCACAGCUGUUUUGUGGGCCUGGUUGCCGCGCGCAAUAUUGCUAAGUGACGGUUUUGACAAACAUGAAGUCUGCAAAUAUAAUGCCAAAAUGAGGGUGUCGUCGCACAGACGCAAUGGCUUGUAAUUAAGGUUAGCAUUGCAGGAUCCGCAGUCGCUGAGCCUGGGACGUUCCGUGAAAGCGGUGCUAGUCUCAGAUGUCUGUCGAGUUGGCAGUGACCGGCGUGCAGGCCUUCCGUGCCCCGUCCAGGGCAGGAGGGGGCUGCAGAGGGGGUGUUCUAGGAGGAGUGCUAAUCAGUGAUGCCAGGAGAGAUGGAGCGUCGAAGUCCCAGCUCUGGCAUCCCGCCAGGCCAGAGGUUCCCAGGACGCCUCUUUCAAAGAGCUCCCCGCUCAGCAGCGCUAACCUCAAAAAGAAGAACAAAUACAGGUUGAAGAGCCACACUCCUACCUAUUGCGAUGAGUCCCUAUUUGGCUCCCCUGAGGAGGGCCCUGCCUGGAAGUCCCCCUGGACAAAGAAGGAUGAUACUCGUAAAUCCCGCCCUCUCCUCUGGACCCCGCCCACUGUACACACCUGCACCACACAGGCCCCUCCCACAAACACAGCCAAAGCGCCCCCCUUGAAAGAAGCCCCACUGGAAACUCAGUGUGGCAGCAGAGAGUUCCUCUAUGAAAGUAAGAGGGAUUUCUGGAACCCCCCAGAGAGUGAGGAAGACGAGGGAAUGGGGCCCAACAUGUCCUGGGUAGGUGAAAAAGGAGCUACAAGGAAUUCUAGGGAAGUGGAACUGAGACAGAGACCUGCUUCAGCGUUCACAGACCUCGCAGGGAGGCAAGCUAAUGGCAGGGUCCGGUCAGCCAGCCUGAGUAAGCCCGUCUGGAGACCCAAGACCACAGGCUCCAUCAAGACUAAACCCCCCUGGAAGUACUAAACUGACCAGCUAACCAAGAAGAAGCAUUGGUGCAGCAAGUAUCAAGAUGAAAGAGCUGUGCAUCAUGGUUUGUGAUAGAGUGCUAAGUGGACAUACAGGAAGGAAUCUAUCUCGCAGGGCUGUGUUGAACCUGAAGUCUUUUCCCGAAUGGUAAAGGUGAUUUGGACAAGUCGUUCUCCUUCCUAGGGAUGGUAAAGGGACCUGUAGGUGGUGCAUGUAUAUGUCCUACUGCAUGAUUUGGAUGAAGGGUGAGGUGAGAUUUACACAUUGGUUAAUGUUUGUAUGACACCUUGAGAUUAGUUUUGCACUAAAUGUGUGUGUGUGUGUGUUUGUAUAAUGGAAAGGGACCACAAACAAACAUGGACAGAAAAUACAUAUUUUUAAUUUUGGUUUUAUUUUUUUUUUGCUGGAUAUCUUAUAGCUAUGUAGACGGGUACACGCACUUAUAUGAAGUGUCCAGAACACUCAAUUUAGAAGUAAUCUACUGAAACAGUUUUAAGUAUUAUUUACUGAUUGCUACUACUGUCUUCUAGACCCCCUUGUAAAUGAGAUGCUAAUCUAAAUGGGUUCUCAUCCUGGUUAAAUAAGAAAGAAUUGAAUUAAAAAGCUCAAUCAUACUGUAGUUCUGGAUCACAUUGAUAAUUUGAUGAAAGGAUGGAGGGACAGCAUACAGUUUUGCAGUAUUACCACAGUAUAUCUGAUUUGUUUGUGCAGAUAAUCAAAUCCACAAUCCUCUCCCUGUUUAUAAAAUGAAUUUGAGUUUGAUUAAUAAAGUACUUAUUUCAUACAAGUGAUGUUGGUAUUUGUAUAAAUGUUUGUAUAAAUUAAUUAAAAGAUGUGAUACCUUUUAUUAGACUAAACUAAACAGUAAUUUAAUCAUACACUUUCAAUAUGUCAAAGGUCUCUUCUUCAGGGAAAAGCUUUCCUACUUUCACAUGAAGAGAUCUUUGAGCAGCGCUCCAGAUAAGGUUUUGGGUCUGGGAAUAACUUGCCCUCUAAUUUUAACACAGAGUAAAAUGUA